Messenger RNA from Penicillium arizonense, 1458 nucleotides. RefSeq lists its product as uncharacterized. The record is from RefSeq and is a predicted model, not a curated record. NCBI's taxonomy places the organism in Eukaryota, Fungi, Ascomycota, Eurotiomycetes, Eurotiales, Aspergillaceae. The transcript has 6 exons. Bases 1 to 1458 code for a protein of 485 amino acids.
AUGAAGUUUGCCGUCUUGUGGUUUGCGCCCUUGAUUGCUGCCAAGGUGAUCUCUGUUUCUACACAAAAUGGCGAAAUUAUCGGCCACGAUGUCCCUGGUAGCCAGGGUGUUGUGGAAUGGCUCGGUGUGCCAUAUGCGCAGCCCCCUGUGGGUGAUUUGCGGGAAAGUUCUGAUUGCAUAUACACGCCGUCAAGCUUGGUAGAUUAUCCCAACAAAACGGCCUCGUUUGAUCGGGUCUUUGAAUCUUUUACCACUGUCAACAAUCAUACCCAAAGCGAGGAUUGUCUAACCCUCAACAUCUGGUCUAAAGUUUCCCACGAGCCAUUGAAACCAGUCUAUAUCCAUUUCUACGGCGGAAGAUGGACCUCGGGCACAACAAACACAAAAUUCUACAACGGGGCCUCCUUCGCCUCGUCGGAAGAAAUAAUCGUAAUAACAGCAAACUACCGCAUGAACAUCUUCGGCUUCCCAGGAAUUCCAAACGAAUCCCCAAACCCAGGCCUACAGGACCAACGCUUGGCCGUAGAAUGGGUGAAGAAGAACAUCCACGGCUUCGGUGGUGAUCCAGAUCGAAUCACCAUCUCCGGUCAAUCAUGCGGCAGUGCCUCGGUCGAUUACUGGGCCUAUGCGUACCGCGACGAGCCACUUGUUUCCGGAUUGAUUUCGCAUUCCGGAACUGCGCUUAGCUUCCCUGUUAAUUCGGCUGAGGUCGCGGCGAGCCAUUGGUUUAACGCCUCUGCGAAGGCGGGUUGCACAUCUGAGAGUGAGGGGGAUGUGCUGGCUUGUAUGAGAAGGCAGGAUGUUGAUACCAUUCGAGAUGCUGCUGCUUCUGUUAAGGUCCCCACUACCAACCCAGCGAGGAAGGCACCUGCAUUCCAGCCGACGGUCGAUGGGGUGACUGUUUUCGGGAACUAUACAGCUCUCUCGGCUGAGGGGAAAUUCGCCCGUAUUCCCUACCUGCUAGGCCACAAUUCCAACGAAGCAGGUUUCUACAAAGUAGCCACCUACGCCCAGGGCUCAACACUAACAGAUAAAGCAUGGGACGACUUCAACAUGGGAACAUUCUUCUGCCCAUCGAAUUUAGAAGCUGCAGAUCGUGCCCGUCGACACAGUCCCGUCUGGCGGUUCCAGUAUAAUGCCGAUUGGGAAAACACGCGGCUUUACCCGACUAGUGGUGCUUAUCAUGGCUCGGAGCUGAAUAUGAUUUAUGGAGAGUCUGCUGCAAUUACUGGUAUCCCUGAGUCCGAGCCGCAGUUGCUGUUGCAGGGCGUGAUGCGGAGAGCUUGGGGGGCUUUUGUGAGGGAUCCCAGGAGAGGAUUGAGUGAGGUUGGGUGGCCGGUUUAUGAUCCUCAUGGUUCCACGCUUGUUGAGCUUGGUCUUGAUAACAAGCCCAGUGCAGAGUUCGUGAGUACGGAGGAUACCGCUGAGCGAUGCGCGACUCUACUUGCACAGUUGUAG